Fulvia fulva is the source of this 768-nucleotide messenger RNA. RefSeq lists its product as uncharacterized. The coding region runs from base 1 to 768 and encodes 255 amino acids. The transcript has a single exon. NCBI's taxonomy places the organism in Eukaryota, Fungi, Ascomycota, Dothideomycetes, Mycosphaerellales, Mycosphaerellaceae. The record is from RefSeq and is a predicted model, not a curated record.
AUGACCGCCCCUACUGUCACUCCAGCUGGCCUGGCUUCACCCCAAGCCGUUGCAGCAGCCGGCUCACGCUCCCUCCGCACCCACUCCGACCGCCUCUCCCUACCACUUGGCCUUCGCCUACCCCUCGCAUCGACAAUCGGCUCCUUCACCGGCUUCCUCCUCGGCAUCGCGAAGGGCAGCAGUGACAGUGGCUUGCGCUUCCAGGCUGAGAAUGCCCACCGUCUUCCCUCCACCCAGACAGGCUGGUACCUCUACCACAAGUCCAAGAACUACAACAUGAUGCUCGGCGGGAUCGUUGAGGGGUUCAAGCAGGCUGGAAAGUACGCUGUAUGGGUAGGGUGUUACUUUGUGCUUGAGGAGGGAGUGGACCGAGGACGAGCGGCAGGUGUGAGGAUGUGGAGGAGGGUGUUCAGAGAGGGAGAAUUUAAGAGUGGGAUGAGGAUGGCUACUGCAGGCGACGUGGUGAACGAUGAUCUGCUGGAAGGGAGUUAUGGCAAAGAAGAGGCGAGAGUUGCCGGGAAUAGGGACUGUUUGAGUAGUAUGUUGGCUGGGCUGGGCACUGCGGGGAUCUUUUCCGCCUGGAAUAGGUUUCCUUUGCCUACGGCCGCCAGGACAGCGAAGAUGGGCGCCAAAGCUGGAUUGGCGUUUGGAGUGUUACAAGACAUGGUCAGCUUGAUGAGAGGAAGGAGAGUGGGGUACGUGGAGUUUGUGAAGAGACACACUGUCGGAGAAAGCCAAGAGAAAGAGGAUGAGAAGAUGGCUGUCUGA